Molecule: messenger RNA, 2151 nt
Organism: Drosophila gunungcola (fruit fly)
Lineage: Eukaryota; Metazoa; Arthropoda; Insecta; Diptera; Drosophilidae
Product: protein peste
Cellular component (GO): membrane; cytoplasm
Molecular function (GO): scavenger receptor activity
Source: RefSeq, a predicted model, not a curated record
UCGGAAAAAAAUCGCAUUUUGCGUACAAGUGCGUUGGGUUUGCUCUUGGCCACCUGCAGCCUGAUCUCGUUGGUCUAUAUGGAACAAAUCGAACGCUGGAUGAUCGAGUCGUUCAUGGUUCUCAGGCCGGGCACACUGAUUAGCAAUCUGUGGGAGUCGCCCUCGAUGGAUAUAACCGUGGAUUUGUAUAUGUUCAAUUGGACAAAUUCUGAGAACUUCAGCGAUCCCACGGUGAAGCCAAGAUUUACGGAACAUGGACCCUAUCGCUUUACGGAGCGAAUGCAGAAGCUGAAUGUGGAGUGGCACGAUGCGAACUCAACGGUGUCCUAUAUGCGGCGCAGUCGUUUCGAAUUCGAUCCAAUACAUAGUGCCGGACGUCCCUCGGAUCCCAUCGUGGCGCCCAACCUGCUCAUCGUGGGCUUGUACCAGAAGAUGCUCUCCUGGAGUCCCAUGCUGCGAUCCCUCAUGAUGAUGGCCCUCAGCAUAUACGGCAAGGAGCGCACGAUGGUGCGACCGGCCAGCGAUUGGAUGUUCGACGGAUUCGACACGCCACUGAUCAAAAUGAGCAAAUUUGUGCCGCCCAAUUUGGUUCCGGAGAUGAAUUUCCCCUACGAGAAGAUCGGUUAUGCUUAUCCACGCAACGGCAGUAUGGAGAUCUAUGGCCACCACAAUGUCUACACGGGACGAGGAUUUAAGAAGCUGGGUCAAAUCGCUCGGUGGCGCUAUAACAAUGUCACAGAAGCCAGUCCCAGGUGCAAAUUGAAGGGCAGUACCGGGGAGUUCCAUCCAAUACCGCUGGUGAAGGGCAGACCCAUAUCCUUUUUUCUGCCAGAUCUGUGCCGUGAGCUGCAGAUUGAUUACUCCGGGUCCACUACAUUUGAGGGAGUUGAGGCAUACGUUUACAGGGGCAGUGAACGCAAUGUAGCUAAUGGUACUGACAACCCAGAUAAUAGUUGCUAUUGCCAAGAGAACUGCCAGGAGGUGAGAUCCGGUCUUUUGAACAUAUCCUCCUGCUGGUAUGGAACACCCGUCUUUGCUUCCUAUCCGCACUUUUAUAAGGCGGAUCCCUACUAUGUGGAGCAGGUGGAGGGCAUGAAGCCCGAGAAGGAUCGUCACGAGAUGGUCAUCAUGCUGGAGCCCAAAACCGGAAUGCUGUUGGAGAUCAAGGCUCGAAUAAUGGCCAAUUUAUUAGUUGAACCCCGAACUCAAUCAAUCUACCGCAAGGCGCGAACGACGUUCUUCCCACUUAUUUGGGCGGAUUAUAAUGUGCGGAUAACAGAUGAUCUUCUGAGCUACGUGAAGUUAAUACCGAUCAUGGAAUUACUGGGCAAGAUCGGUGGAAUCCUGGGCGUGGCUGUGGGCGUUGUGAUGAUCUUCUGGUAUCCACACCAGAUGAUAUGGCAGAAGCGCUUUAUGCAGAAGAUCGAGAUCAGUAGCCUGGAGGCCAACAAGAUGGCAGAUUCGAUUAAAAACAAUGGUGUGGAAGAGUCGCCACUUCUUAUAGGAUUGCAAUAUACGGGGGCCAAAGGGGGGACGGGAAAUCCCCACUGAAGGUCGUACAUUUAGUAAGUUUGCAGGAUUAAGUUUGCAGGGUUUUUUCCUGCCUAGUCUACAGUUUAAGCCAAUAAAUGGUAAAUGGUGUUCAUAUACUCGGUGCCUGAAAAUUAUCGAAUUUAUAGAUUACUCGUUUUCUUUUUAUGACUGUUGUUGUUUGGGGAUUGUCCGUUGCCAUUUCUUAUCAAACUGAAUCAUACAGUUAUGUACAUACAUACAUAUAUACAAAAAGUCCCCUAGGAAAAUAAAUUACACACUCAUUAGUGAUAAACAAUUGUGUAGCAAUUGUAGCAUUGAAAUGAAAACCCCUCGACCGAUGCACUUACAUACAUAUGUACAUUGAAUGAUGAACCGAUUCGGAACCGAUUCAAGAAAAUGUUUACACCACAAAAGAGACAAACCAGUUUGGCAGACCAAAGAGGAAGAGAAUGAAAGAGAGUAAAAGAGACUGAAAGAGAACUGAUGAGAAAGAAAGGUGAUUAUACCCUACAAUUAUUAUCCAUUCGUUUUUGUGAUUAAUUAGCAAUUGUAUAUCCAAUUUUGUUUUUGUCGUAUUGCUGUUUUAGUAUUAAGAUUAGAGGAGCAAACAGUAUAUCU